GCAAUCACUUUGCUUUCGGAUAACAUUUAAUCAAUUUGCAUUAAAUAAAAUUUUAAAUUAAAAUGACUGGUCGUGGAAAAGGUGGAAAAAUUAAAGCUAAAAAGUCAUCAAGAUCUGAUAAAGCUGGGUUACAAUUUCCAGUUGGUAGAUUACACCGAUUAUUAAGAAAAGGUAAUUACGCGCAAAGAGUAGGUGCUGGAGCACCUGUGUACUUAGCUGGUGUUUUAGAGUAUCUAGCGGCAGAAGUAUUGGAACUAGCAGGUAAUGCAGCUAGAGAUAAUAAAAAGUCUCGCAUAAUUCCAAGACAUAUACAGUUGGCUAUUAGGAAUGAUGAAGAACUAAACAAACUUCUAAAUGGAGUCACAAUUUCACAAGGUGGUGUUUUGCCUAAUAUUCAAUCUCAAUUAUUACCAAAGAAGACCCCAACUGAAACUGGUGGUAAAGCCAAUACUCAAUCUCAAGAAUAUUGA
Molecule: messenger RNA, 470 nt
Organism: Gordionus sp. m RMFG-2023
Lineage: Eukaryota; Metazoa; Nematomorpha; Gordioida; Chordodea; Parachordodidae
Product: histone H2A-like
Exons: 2
Coding region: 63-470 (135 amino acids)
Biological process (GO): heterochromatin formation
Cellular component (GO): nucleosome; chromatin
Molecular function (GO): DNA binding; protein heterodimerization activity; structural constituent of chromatin
Source: RefSeq, a predicted model, not a curated record